GCGGAAUUUACCAGUUACAAUAGAAAGGUGGAUACGGCAGAUUAUGCAGUCGAGCACGAACACUGAGCGACCGUGGUCGGCGUGGCACGGGUGGGAGCGACACCAACUGGACCGCUUCGGACGGCGGCGCGUGCGCCUCUCGCUGCAGGAUCUCGCCGACCUCCGCGACCUGCGCAGUCUCAAGAUCGACUGGCGCCUGUCGCGGCCUGCGAUCACCGUCUACACACCUAACCAGAUACGACACUUAAUCAGGCUGGACAACUCCCUGUCCGCCCGGCCGGCGGCGGCGGAGGCGGGGCCGUACCCCACGGUCCCCGCGGCGUGGGUCCGCGGCCUCCCGCGCGAGCUGCAGGAGAACGGCGGCCCGUGGCGCCUGCCCGACUUGCGGUCGUUCCACGUGGCCGUGCCGCGGCCGUCGGCGCCGGCGCCCGAGGCGGGCUGGUGGGAGGCGGCGGCGCGCACGCUGCCCGUGGGCGCCGUGCUGCUGGCGCUGCUGGUGCUGCUGGCGCGCGGCGCCGAGAAGUGCCUCGAGAAGCGCUUCUUCAAGCUGACGCGCCGGCGAUCGGAGGAGUGGCCGACGCCGAACGUGCUCGCGACCGACCUGCGACACAGACGAGACCUGGAGCUGCCACCGCCUCUCGACGACGCCUUCCCGCCAGAGUCCGGUCGGCCUCCGCCGCUGGAUCCCGACCCUCCCCCGCCGUACUCCGAAUGCGCACGAACACGAGACACGAUAGAGGAGCCGCCCCCGCCGUACUCCGCUUGCUACGUCACCUACUCCAAUCCGAAAGAUGGAAUCCCUUCGGUACAUUUUUUUAACAGCCGUCGUCAACGACUGUUCAGUUCCGCGGCGGCCGCGGGCCAAUCCGGCGCCGUCAUCGACACGGGGCAACCGGCACCUAGCACUUCUGCCGGUCACUCGCCAGGUUGUGAAGAGAACGAAGCCAACGCAAACGAAAGACGACUGGUAUUCGAAAACGGGAGAAUAGUGGAUGGAGAUUCCGAGAACGAGGCUGUCGCUGCCGUCGCGUUGAGUGAUAAUAACGUGGAGAGUGACCACGUGGUUGAAGUGAAUGCGAUCGAAGACAUGCCUCGGCGCAGUGCUCUCGUAGCUUAGAAUAGGGUCCUUAAUCGCGUACACAAGUUGUGAAUUUUCUUAGAUUGCCGAUCUCCGCUAAGAACAUGCCGUGGACGUGAGGAGUUAAGCGAUUACAGAUCUUUGAUAUUAUUAUCUAUUAGACGUAGACUUUAGACAUCCACUUUUAUGUUAUUAUUUUUAUACCCUAGGUUUCGUAGGCGCUGUGAAUAUUUCAUAAACUGCAUUGUAAUCUUUGGAAUAGGUACAAUACGCUCGGUCUUUUACACCCAAGUUCCCCGAUUAACUCGACCGUAGCAGCACUAAAACAGAAAGAUCUGACAGUCCAACUCGUAGGAAUUAGAUUUCGUUUCACAAAUUUUUGAAAAAAGUAUUCAACAUUAAAG
Hyposmocoma kahamanoa is the source of this 1482-nucleotide messenger RNA. RefSeq lists its product as uncharacterized. Lineage: Eukaryota; Metazoa; Arthropoda; Insecta; Lepidoptera; Cosmopterigidae. The transcript is spliced from 6 exons. The record is from RefSeq and is a predicted model, not a curated record. Bases 44 to 1117 code for a protein of 357 amino acids.